Closterium sp. NIES-65 is the source of this 3411-nucleotide messenger RNA. Lineage: Eukaryota; Viridiplantae; Streptophyta; Zygnematophyceae; Desmidiales; Closteriaceae. The record is from the annotation of a GenBank genome assembly.
AUGCCCGCAAUAAUUCAACGCAUGCGGCACGGCAGGCUAGACUGCAGGACUCAAGGGCAAGGCCGCUGUCGCCCCCCCACUUUCUUGCCUCUCUCCCUCCCAUUGUCUCCCCUGCAUGGUCACAUUGAUGCGUCGCAUGCGGCACGGCAGGCCAAACUGCAAAAACCCAAGGGCAAGGGCGCUUUCGCUCCCCCACCUUUCCCCUCACCCUUGCUCAUCCUGCCUCUCUCCCUCCGUUGCCAAAAUGCAGGACCCAAGGGCAAGGGUGCUCCAGGUGCGCCAAUACCCCUCUUUUACCUCUCCCCCUCCUUCUGCCUCUCCCUCUCCUUCUCCCUCUCCCCGUCCGUCUCCCUCUCGCUCUCCCUCUCCCUCUCCCUCUCCUCUCUCUCCAACCUUUCUCCCCCUCCCACUCCCUCUCCUCUCCCUCUCCCCCCCUUUCUCCCCCUCCCACUCCCUCCCUCUCCCACUCUCUCAUGCCCCUCUGGGUUCCCUAUCUCUCGCCUAGUCAUUUCCCUUCCCGUUCCGCGCACCUGCGUCCUGCAAGGCGAGUCUAGACGUGACGGUGCAGAUGAGUCAGAAGAACCUGCCAGCGAACGCCAUGCGCAAAUAACCUCUCCACCGUGCACGUGCCCGACCCCCAAGGCGACCUCUCCUCCUUCCACUGGUCGCCCUUCCCCACCGAGCUCACCGGUGUCACCCUCAUUGCCCCCUCCCCCUCGGGGGGGAAGGCUGCUGGUGGUGCGCAAUGGGGAGCCGGGCGUGGGGGGGAAGGAGGCCGGAGCGGUGAAGCUCGAGGUGUGGGGCGCGGGGCGGCUUCUGAGGGAGGUGCAUGUGCCGGCUACUGUUCAUGGGGGGGUGUACGCCGAUGGAUGGUUUGAGGGUGUGUCAUGGAAUGAGGACGAAACCUGUGUUGCCUACGUGGCAGAAGAGCCUGCCCCACCCAAGCCUGUCUUCGGCCAGCCUCGGCAGCCUGCUGCCACGUCAGCCGCCCAGCACCCCCCUGCCGCACCUGCCGGCCCGGCUCGGGGCAGGUUCGGAGCUGCAGCUGCAGCGGCGCCAGCUCCGGUGGGAGGUGCGGGGAAGGGGAAGAACGGGGCAGCGGAGGCAGGGACGUGGAAGGGCAAGGGGGAGUGGAUGGAGGACUGGGGUGAGAGAUACGCGGGGGAAGCCUCGGCCUCUGCUGUUUGUUCUCAACACUGUCAGGCGUUUCAAGAAGAGGAAGGGGGAGAGGAUGAAGGAGUGGGGAGAGAGACACGUGGGGAAGCGGUGGCCUCUGGUGUUAUUUCUCAACACUGUCACGUGCGUAAAGGGGGUGUCGUGGUAAACGCGAGCGGUUGGAUCUCGAAGCUGCUCUUCGUGGGCUGGUCCGCCUUCCCUCUCACCGUCUCUCACCGUCUCUCACCAUCUGUCACCACGCUGUACCACUCUGUACCGCUUUGCACCGCUCUGUAUCCCUCUCUCUGUCUCUCCCAGUGGCACACUGCAGGCGGUAGAGGGCAUUCCGGGGGACAUCAGUGCGGGGCAGGUGGUGUGGGCGCCGACAGUGGAGGGGCAGCAGCACACGCUGUUCUUCGUCGGCUGGUCCUGCUUCUCCUCUCACUGUCUCUCACCUUUUCUUACUGCUCUGUACCGCUCUGUGCCGCUCUCUCCCCCUGCAGUGGUACAGUGCAGGCAGUGGAGGGCAUCCCAGGGGACAUCAGUGCGGGGCAGGUGGUGUGGGCGCCAGCAGUGGAGGGGCAGCAGCACACGCUGCUCUUUGUUGGCUGGUCCGCCUUCCCUUCCAACUUCAACACGGCCCGCCGCCUUGGCAUUGUCUAUUGCGCCAACCGCCCCUGCCACCUGUUUGCUGCUCAAGCGCCCUCCCAAGACCCUGCUGGGAAGAAGCCAGGCAGUGGCAGCAGCAUUGUGAAGCUCACUGCCGGAAUCAGCAGCGCCUUCUCACCCCGCUUCAGCCCUGACGGCUCUCUGCUGGUCUUCCUCUCCUCGCACGCAGCAGUGGACAGCGGCACUCACGGCGCCACCAACUCGCUGCACUCGCUGCUCUGGCCCAAGGAGGGCAUCUCCUUCCCCCACGCCCCUCCUGCCGACCCUGAAGAAGACACCCGAUCUGGGCCGUCUGACGUCCCCGCUAUAGACAUCCCCAUCAACAGCAUAAUCAGUGUGGUGGCGAGGGCGGAGGAGCAGGGGGGCUUCCCAGGGCUGUACGCUGCUGGAGCGAUAGCCAACCCGUGGCUGGCGGAUGGGCGCACGCUGCUGCUCACCACGGCUUGGAGGAGCACACAAGCGAUCAUCUCCGUGCAUGUGGAGAGUGGCCGAGUGUCCCGGCUGACCCCUGAGGGCCCCAUCUCGUGGGUGCUGCUGGAUGUGCGGAACAAUGUGGUGGUGGCGGGCGCCAGCACCCCAGCGUGCCCCACAAAGCUCAUGCUGGGGCGGGUGAAUGCAGGGUGGCUCAAGCAGGAGGGGUGGUUGUGGUCCGAGAUCUCCCCUCCGCAUGUCGAGUAUGCCGAUGCGGUGGAGAAUGCACUCAAGUCAACAGAGUUUGAGGUCAUCCCCAUUGUACCGUCUGUCUCCAAGACUCAGGGUCUCACUGAAGGCGCCAAGCAGCCGUUUGAAGCCAUUUUCGUGAGAAGACAGCCCGAAGCCGCUGCUGCUCCCCCACCGGCUGGGAGCAAAGUAGCACCUGCCCCAGCUGCUCCUGCUGCGCUGCCCCCGCUGCUGGUGGUGCCGCAUGGGGGCCCCCACGGCGUCAGCACGACCAACUUCGUGAUGCCCUAUGCGUACCUGUGCGCCCUGGGCUACGCUGUUCUUCAUGUUAACUACAGGGGCUCGCUUGGGUUUGGAGAGGAGGCGCUGCAGUCCCUUCCGAAACACAUUGGGCGGCAGGACGUGGCUGACGUGUUGGAGGCAAUCGAUCGGGUGGUGGAGCUGGGAUACGUGGACGCUUCCCGCAUGGCUGUGAUUGGUGGAUCGCACGGUGGCUUCCUUGCCGGGCACCUUAUCGGGCAGGAGCCCGAUCGUUUCCGCACGGCCGUGCUCCGUAACCCGGUUACCAACCUCGCCAGCAUGGUCGGCACCACCGACAUCCCUGAUUGGUGCUUCGUGGAGGCCUUCGGCCAGCCUGGCAUGGCCGCCUUCUCUGAUUCGCCCACUGCCGCUGAGCUCCAGACCUUCCUGAAAGCCUCUCCCAUCACCUAUGCAUCGAAGGUGAAGGUGCCGACUCUGUUCGUCCUAGGAGGGAAGGAUCUGCGCGUGCCCUCUUCAAACGGGCUGCAGCUGGUGCAUGCGCUGCGGGCGCAAGGGCUGGAAGCUAGAGUGCUCAUGAUGCCCGAAGAUGUUCACGCCAUUGAUAAGCCCCAGAGUGAGUUUGAGCAAUGGAUCACCGUGGCUUCCUGGCUCAAGCAGCACCUCUGA